Messenger RNA from Lynx canadensis (Canada lynx), 1152 nucleotides. RefSeq names its product mago homolog B, exon junction complex subunit (gene MAGOHB). The coding region runs from base 590 to 898 and encodes 102 amino acids. Gene Ontology annotation, biological process: RNA splicing. The record is from RefSeq and is a predicted model, not a curated record. Lineage: Eukaryota; Metazoa; Chordata; Mammalia; Carnivora; Felidae. Gene Ontology annotation, cellular component: nucleus; exon-exon junction complex; catalytic step 2 spliceosome. The transcript is spliced from 5 exons.
AGAAAAGAAAAUUGAUCGGUGUAAAUUAAUUCAGAAAAAUCGAACCCUGCCAGAUACUGAAAACUUGGGGGUAAGCAGAAUCCUGCAUCCAGCGCACCGGAAGGGACCUGAAAAGGCAUCUCGUGUACUUGACGUCAUACCUGAACAUUUUGAAGAACAUCCCAUCGUGCCGGGGUCCAAGGGAUGCUGAAGGUCUUCCGGUGACCAGUUAAUUUUCGGACUCCCCAUUCAACCAUUGUAUUCAUCCAGGCCCUGCCUCUCAAGCCACAUGUGUAGGAAAAGGACCUGCUCAGAAGAGGGGAGCUCUUCAGUGUAGAAAAAUGAAUGUAAUGAUGUGUUUAGGGUGCUUAAAUACAGUUGUUUCCCAUAGGAUGCGUUAAGAAUACAAAAGAGGGGGAUGGUUAGGGCUACGUGUAGGAGGCGCCAAGGAAAGCUUCCUAGAGAAGGUAACAGUUGAAAUUGCAGCUGGUGCGCAGGGCUACAGGAGCACUUGUCUCCCGGGUUCCCAAACAGACCAAAUCGGAGGCUCGUUGACAAAUCCAAAGGAAAGCUUAGAUAUGCCAACAACAGCAAUUACAAAAAUGAUGUCAUGAUCAGAAAGGAGGCUUAUGUACACAAGAGUGUAAUGGAAGAACUGAAGAGAAUCAUUGACGACAGUGAAAUUACAAAAGAAGAUGAUGCUUUGUGGCCUCCCCCUGACAGAGUUGGCCGACAGGAACUUGAAAUUGUAAUUGGAGAUGAACACAUUUCUUUUACCACAUCAAAAAUAGGUUCUCUUAUUGAUGUAAAUCAGUCAAAGGAUCCUGAAGGCCUUCGAGUAUUUUACUACUUGGUACAGGACCUGAAAUGUUUAGUUUUUAGUCUUAUUGGAUUACAUUUCAAGAUUAAACCAAUCUAAGUUGUAUGUUUUUUUAAAAGGUGUUUUUAUAUUUAAUUAAGGGAUGGGUUUGUCACUUACAAUAUUGGGAUUUUUAUAAAUGUGAAACUCUUGUUUUGUAUGCCCACUGAAAAUAAGAAAAUACAUAAACAGGCUUAAUGGUUCUUCUCACUUGGGUCCAAGUGGUUUAGAUAGUCCUCACACAUAUUAAAUUCUGUAAAUGAAAGCAACUUUUUGUUGAGAUUUUGCUCCAAUAAAACAUAUCAAAGCCUGCA